Molecule: messenger RNA, 1820 nt
Organism: Rana temporaria (common frog)
Lineage: Eukaryota; Metazoa; Chordata; Amphibia; Anura; Ranidae
Product: olfactory receptor 6C65-like
Exons: 4
Coding region: 1-1785 (594 amino acids)
Biological process (GO): G protein-coupled receptor signaling pathway
Cellular component (GO): membrane
Molecular function (GO): olfactory receptor activity; G protein-coupled receptor activity
Source: RefSeq, a predicted model, not a curated record
AUGGCUCCUAAGGGGUCGGGGACUGCAAAAAAUGCAAAGAAGCAAAAGGGUUCCCCUUCGGGUUCGGAGGACCUUGGUCAUACCUCUAUGGUGCCAUACUCCCCUGAAAUUCCAGGUGUGAUUGCUUCCACCCUAGGGGGGUUGGAGCAGAGACUAACAGCUUUAAUUGCUGCUUCUCUGCCUGAUAGGAAGCGGGCUAGAUCUCCAUCUCCCAGGAGCCAGUCCCUGGGCCCAAUGAAUUUCCCUACAGAAGGAGAUUUUUUGGAGGAUCAGGCUGAUGAGGAACUGGAGAGGUCUGACUCAGAAGAGUCAACUAUUGAGGAACCUUUUUCUGCAUCCCAGGCUGAAAAGCUUUGGAUUCAGUCUUUGACAGAUAUGGUUCGCUCGGCAUUCAAAUUACCUCUUCCAGAGCCGGCGGUUAAUGCGGUGUCCUCUUUGGGUUCCUCAAAGGCUCCACAGUCGGGGUUUAUCUUUCCAGUUCAUCCUCUACUAGAGGACCUGAUUUAUCAGGACUGGGAUUCGGGCAGAAAACAAGCCGGUGAUUCUGGUAACCCACGCCUGGCCCCGCAGGACAUGGUUCACCCUCAUUGUAAGGAUGGCGAUAGGAGAACCUUGGACGCUCCCGCUCCGGCCAGACCUACUUUCACAGGGUCCGAUCUUCCACCCUUUUUUACGGUCGCUAAAUUUGAUGGCCUGGCGAUUGAAUCUUAUAUCCUGAGCCUGAGAAUUAUCCAUAAGACGGAACACCGAGAGAGACCUCUGCCGGAGCAUGGAGGUCCAUGGAACACGGAGAAUGAGACAUUCCGUGUUAUAACACCGAUCAUCGUAUUCCCAGGACGAAUGAUGGUGUAUCCCGAGAAUUGCACAGCCAUCACUGAAAUUCAACUCACCGCAUUUACAGCUUUUGAAGGUUUCAGGAUCCCGAUGUUUGUUUUGUUUCUGAUCAUUUACAUUUUAAUUUGCUCGGAAAAUGUAUUGAUCGUCUAUAUUAUUUUUAGUAGCGCUAAUCUCAAGGCGCUGAUGUUUUUCAUAAUUCAGAGCAUGUGCAUUUAUGAUCUGAUAAGCAUCACAAAUAUUAUUCCAAAAUUCCUAAAUGACGUUCUUCAUGAAAGACCAACCUUCACUGUCGCUGGUUGCAUUUUACAAUCACAGAUGUUUGCUACUACAGGAGAUGUUGGGUGCUUUCACUAUGUUUUAAUGUCUUAUGACCGAUACUUGGCUGUAUGUCAUCCAUUACGCUAUUUCUCCUUUGUGAACAAUAGAAUCUAUUUUUGGGCGGUCAUUGCAUCUUGGAUUAUUUCGGCCUCAUUUACAAGUGUAAUAUCUGGUUUACUGAGCCAGUUACAAUAUUGUGGCCACAACACCAUUCAUAAUUUCUUCUGUGAUCCUUCUCCAUUGAUGGACCUGGCCAUCUCCGAUACAACGCACAUCCGAUUCUUUAUUGCUGUGAUAAGCUUCUUCAUGUUAUUGGUCACAUCUUUGUCUGUUUUUGUAACGUAUGUGUUUAUAAUUCAAACAGUUCUUAAAAUUCCCUCAUCCACCGGGAGGAAGAAGACCUUCUCUACAUGUAGCUCCCACCUCAUUGUGUUCUCCAUGCAGUCCGGUCUCUCUCUUGGUGUCUAUGCGUUGCCAGCCAAAGUAGUAACACAGCAGUUCAGCAACACUUUCACAUUCAUAUUCUUUUUCUGGACCCCCUUAGUGAACCCGCUGAUCUAUACAUUCAACAAUAAAGAGUUCCGUGCAGAAUGCCUUAAAAAGAUUAGGUCAGUGAAUAAGAAAUUUUGACAUUUCUCUUUGAACCAAGCAGAUCUGUUUUUUUU